Aureobasidium vineae is the source of this 705-nucleotide messenger RNA. Lineage: Eukaryota; Fungi; Ascomycota; Dothideomycetes; Dothideales; Saccotheciaceae. The record is from the annotation of a GenBank genome assembly.
AUGAAUAGUGCUCGAGUUGUGGAGCUUCUGAUCGAAGCAGGUGCUGAUCCGAUGAUCAAGGAUAACACUUACGGAUCCACCGGCCUCCAUUACAGUUGUUACUCAGACGAGUAUGCUCCUAUCGUGAUUCACAGCGUUAAGUGUGAUGAUCUUAACAUCAAGAACAAGAACGGACAUACGCCUCUGAUGUAUUGCGCCUUCAAUGCACACCCGGGCGCCGCAUCAAGUCUCUUGAAGACGGGGAGAGUUGAUGUCCAUCAUGACGAUAUGCGUGCCAAGACGAACGCGUGUAUGAUGGCGGCUCGAGUGGGCAGUAUCGAAAUAGUGAAGUUGUUGAUCGAACACGAUGCGAGCGUAGUGCUGAGAACGGACAAGCACAAAGACACAGCGCUACAUGAAGCCUGUCGCGGCGGUCAUCUGGGGAUAGUGAAGUUGUUGCUUGAGACAGAUGCUUCCAACAUUGAGGCAGUGAACAAUAAGAACCACACUGCUUUCGAGGUGGCAGCAGAAUGCGGACACACUGACAUUGUCGCUUUCAUGCUCAAGCGGGAUGAUGUCAAUCCCCUUCGCGUAUCCAAACGCAACUAUACCCCAUUGUUGGCGGCAGCCUACACGGGAAAUCAGGACCUGAUCGAGAUGCUUAUGGCUGUUGAGGACACGGAUCUGGGUCAAUUGUCCACGGGGGCAGGUCGCUCUUCAACAUAG